CCGUGGAUUGCGGAAUAAGACGGCCUCGUCGCGGUUCGCACAAUCACUCUCCAGUCGCCACCAUCAAACGUCAACAGUAGUCAAUUAUUAUUAUUGAUUGUUUACGCUGGAUCUUCCUCAAAUAUUAACCAUUUCAAUCCGUGGACGCCGAAACGCCGCGUUGACGUUACUUCCGGACGCGUGAACCUAACGAAUACCAAGUCACGUUUUUUGAUGGCUCCGUGCUGUCUCUGGUAUUCUUACAGUACAUGAGGUGACAACAAAAUUUUCGGCCAUGGAGGAGCUUGCGUGCGUUCGGUGCAUGAGCUCCAAGUUCCGGAACCCAAACCUCGUGUUCAGCUUCAAUGUGUGCGGGCAUACCAUGUGCGCAAAUUGCAUAGAAGUGGCGUUCAUGAAAGGUUCUGGUCCCUGCCCUAAAUGUCUUAUUCCUCUACGACGUAAUGGUUUUAAACUUCAGCAGUUUGAAGAUGCUUCAAUUGAUGUUGAAGUAGAAACAAGAAAAAAAAUAUUGCAAGAUUUCAACAAAACUGAAGAUGAUUUUGAAUCUUUAGAUGAUUAUAAUGAUUAUUUAAUAGAAAUUGAAGAUAUUAUUUACAAUCUAGUAAGAAAUAUUAAUGUUAUCGAAACAAAAGAACGUAUUGAUCAAUAUAAAAAAGAAAACAAAGAAAUAAUUAUGAGGAACAGAAUGAAGUCAAAGCGAGAAGAACAAGCCUUAGAUGAAUUAAUUGAAGAAGAAAAGAUGCAUACUCAAUAUAAAAGAGAUGAAGUUUUGAGAGAUGAAGCUGAGCAAAGAACUAAAAAACUUCGAGUAGAUUCUGAAUUGAUUGAUAGCUUAGCACGUUCUAAUUCGGAUGCUAGAGACAUUGUUAACACAUAUACACAUAAAAAGGAAGAAAUUCCUGUACCAAAACCAAAACCUAUUUCUAAACCUAUUAACUUCACAAAGUUUUCAACUGGUGUCAAAUUCAAUCAGUCUUCUAUAUCGAUCUCAAUAAAAGAAGGUCCAUUAUUCAAAUAUGAGCCAGUUUCUCAUCAACUUAAUGGCCCUUCCUGUCCAGAUAUUACACAAUUAGAUUCAUUAGGAUAUAUGAAAUACAUCAGAAGAGAAAGUUCUCAAGAACUUGCAGGUGGAUUUUUAAUAAAAACUUCCUGCUUGCAUUAUGUACAAGAAUGUGUCUCAGCAUUGUAUGAAAGAAAGACUGGUAAAGUAUAAUAAGUAAAUUUAAAUUCCAA
Molecule: messenger RNA, 1233 nt
Organism: Myzus persicae (green peach aphid)
Lineage: Eukaryota; Metazoa; Arthropoda; Insecta; Hemiptera; Aphididae
Gene: Mat1
Product: CDK-activating kinase assembly factor MAT1
Exons: 3
Coding region: 275-1213 (312 amino acids)
Biological process (GO): regulation of transcription by RNA polymerase II; positive regulation of cyclin-dependent protein serine/threonine kinase activity; nucleotide-excision repair
Cellular component (GO): transcription factor TFIIH holo complex
Molecular function (GO): cyclin-dependent protein serine/threonine kinase activator activity
Source: RefSeq, a predicted model, not a curated record